AUGGAUGCAAAGCUCACAAAGGUUGACAAGAACGAACUGUUGUCGAUAGAAAAUCCACAGUAUGAACAUGUUAAAGCCAAGUACCCCCACCUAGCACAAGUCAACUUGACGGACAACAACAAGAAAGACCAAUUACCAAUUCAUGUUAUUUCAAGCGUGGGUGACUAUGCGAGAAUUAAGACCAACCGACCACCAGUGGUAGGUGAAGCUGGAGAACCUGUUGCUGAAUACACCAAACAGCGAAGGUUUAUCAUGUCGCCCGGAAAUGAAAUCGACCGACAAACUAUGUUUCUUACCCAGACCAGCCAUGUAGAUUAUGAGGAACUGUGUCGUCUUGAUGUGUUGGGGCUCAAAGAUUCCACAGAACACGAUCAGGACAUAGUGCAUGCAGAGUUCAAGGAUCAGCUAGUGAAGGAUGGUACGAGACAGGACUGCCCGCCAACAAACAGGGAAGUCUCCGUCGUCUGAGUAGUCUAACAAAGAAGUUGAAGCGAGACGGGCACAUCGAAGAAUACAACGCUGUUAUUCGAGCACAACUCCAAGAAGGCAUUGUGGAAGAGGCACAUACAACGGUCACUGAUAAAGAGUUCUACAUCCCUCAUAAGGGCAUGGUCAAGGAGUCAUCAGAGACAACUAAAUUGCAAGUCGUCUACGAUGCUUCAGCGAAAGAAGACCCAUCAUCACCUUCCCUAAACGAAUGUCUAUACCCUGGCACACCCCUCCAGAAUAAGCUUUGGGACGUAUUGAUACAGCAAAGAGCGUUCCCAGUGAUGGUUUCCAGUGAUAUAUGUCAAGCCUUCCUGCAAAUCCGGAUCAAAGCAGCUGAGAGAGACGCGCUACGGUUUCAUUGGUGUCGAGAUGAUCUGUCACCAUUGAAGACCUUACGGUUUACGAGAGUCUUAUUUGGUCUUGUACCCUCGCCUUAUCUACUCCAUGGUGUAAUCGAGACUCAUUUAGACAUCUGGUCCAAAACUUACCUUGAGGAAGUCGAGCAUCUACGUCGAAGCAUGUACGUGGACGAUCUACUAAGCGGCGGUUUGACAGUGGACCAACCUACGAGACGCAAAGAAAUUUCCCGAGAAAUUUUACAGGACGCUACAUUUGAACUUCAUAAGUGGAGCUCCAAUGUACCACAGUUGGAAGUUGACGAGGUUCAUCAAGUAUCGGAAUUUUCGGACGAACAGUCUUAUGCAAAGACACAGCUGAUGGUGAAACCCAAAGAAUCGAAAGUGCUCGUCUAA
This is a messenger RNA of Paramuricea clavata, 1241 nucleotides long. The record is from the annotation of a GenBank genome assembly. Lineage: Eukaryota; Metazoa; Cnidaria; Anthozoa; Malacalcyonacea; Plexauridae.